AUGCCGGAACAUAUUCCUUCUCCGACAGCAUCGCGUGCCAUCUACGGGUUCUGCUUGUUUCUUCUCUUCAAAACGUUAUUCAUCCUGUACCUGCUUUGGGCGUUCAUUCCAACGCACAUUCUCGACGGAAUUGGGCUAAGUUAUCUGCCGGACAAAUAUUUUGCGUUGUUUGUUCCGAUUUUGGUACUGGUGGGCGUAACAUUUUUCGCCUUUUUGGUGUACCCCUCGCUGUCGCUCUCGAUGAUGCCGGAAGUGGAUGCCGUAUCCACGAUAACGGACAAUUUCGCCAUCGUUCGCUGUCAGUAUCAGUUUCCGGAUCGGCAGAGGUGUAACAAUAAAAUUGAUCAGCCGUACGAGGACAGUUGGAUGGUGAAACCGAUCUGCUCGAAGCAUUCGAUUCGGGUAACGACUGCCAGUGAUCUGAGGAGCAGCACGAGGAUUUCCAACUAUUGCGAUUGUCUGGAGGAGGAGCGAUGCUUGCUGAAAAAAGAUCCGCGACACUUGGCUAAGCUGAGGGCGAAGCCUAUGGUUCCCGCCGUUUCGGAUUUGAAUUUAGCGGAGGUGAGUAGGGUGCUGUAUCGGAAACGAAGGCGGUAGGAUAAGAUAUGUGGAAUAAUUCAAUCUGUUUAUAAAA
Messenger RNA from Toxorhynchites rutilus septentrionalis, 634 nucleotides. RefSeq lists its product as uncharacterized. The coding region runs from base 1 to 597 and encodes 198 amino acids. Lineage: Eukaryota; Metazoa; Arthropoda; Insecta; Diptera; Culicidae. The record is from RefSeq and is a predicted model, not a curated record. The transcript has a single exon.